Molecule: messenger RNA, 840 nt
Organism: Dibothriocephalus latus
Lineage: Eukaryota; Metazoa; Platyhelminthes; Cestoda; Diphyllobothriidea; Diphyllobothriidae
Source: the annotation of a GenBank genome assembly
ACGGAGGAAUUUAUGAAACACCCUCUCUUCAACGUGGACUUCUCCCUCCUCAAGACGCGUUAUCCACCCAACCUCCUUCCCGAUGAAAAGCUAAUGUCCCUACGGCAGGAGUACGUGAGAAAGACCAUCCUCAAGCUCCGCAACUGGCUCGUGAAGUCGCUCAACGUAGAUGUCGAAGAUUGGAAACGGUCCACGAAGCCGGAGGUGAACGACGCCUCCAACUACUACACCCCACUGUCUGUGUUGGUUCUGUCUCCCAUCAAUGAGCUGCUGGCAAACGCCAACAAUUCCCAUUCAAUUGCCGAGAGCUUUUCUGCUGUCAUUAACCGCGAGGUGGAGCGUGAUGCUCAGUUGAAGGGGCGCCUGCUGCCCCAAUUGAAUCGCCUAAAACAGGACAUGAUGUGCGUUGAGGAAACAGUCUUUCUGGAUUUAAACAAGGUCCUUGACGCUGUGCUAACACGUGAAUGGACUCUCCACUUCUCUGAUUUCGAACGACGCACAGCCGGGGAAAAACUUCUUAAUACCAGCAACUUUUUGGUGUCCUUCUUUGAGGAGCAGAUGCCGGUUUCAAGGGAGAUCUGUGAUGCGUAUAAAGCUAUUGGCCUCAUCGGCCAGUUUCUUAUCACCGACGAUCGUUCUAUGCUAUCGCUUGAUGUUAUGAACCUCCAGCGCAACUUCCCCGACGUCCGCACGGAACAGGUGUACGCCAUUUUGAUGCUGCGUGGCGACUUGAAAACGAAUGAAGCCAAGGAGCUCUCUACCAACUCUGAUAAAUCAGGCUCCACGCAAAGAUCUGGUUUGGACAUUUUUACGAGGGUUGCAUCAGAAGCGGUCCGUUAA